UGACCUACGCAUAAAUAAGUAUUGCUUUGAUAACGUUCGGUGCUAGGGGGUCCUGCGAGAAGCUUGCGGUUAUGGCGCUCGUUUCACAGCUUCGGCGAUCGGCAUUUCGCUCAAGCUGCACAAAUGCACCGCGCCCUUGCGGCAGCCGUGGCGUUGUUAUGUGCCAUGCUCAAUCGCGCAGCGCUGAACGCCUAUUGAAAUCCGCCGGGUCAUCGGCAUGCGCACUGCUUGCCGGGGCAGCUCUUCUCCUCGACGCAGGCUCCGCACAUGCCGCUGGUCGUGAACGCGUUUCGGAAUUCACCGCAAGCGGUCUUCUCUUCAAAGAUGUGGUGGAGGUCACGGCAGUGGAGGACCCAGAGAUCGACGGCUUGACCAUCUACUUCUCCGACUUCAAGCGGAACAUAGUGGACAAGCUACAAAAGGACUUUUUCGCGGAGCCCUCCCAGGCCUCCCUGACAUGUGUGGUGACGGGCCCGGUGACGGUGAAGGACCCGAAGCGCAUCAGCUCCUUCGAGGGCGAGGAGGUGUUUAGCGAGCAGAAGGGACUCAACAUCUUUAAGAACAAGACACUUAGGGUACGGCGAGUGUACGAUGCGGACCGCCGUACCGUCAUCUACGUGGCGUACAGCACACGACUGUCCACGGCUUCGGACGAGGGAGGCGUCACUACCGGUCGAUACAGAACCUCCAUGUGUGCCGUACCGCUGCCGCCGCCCGUCACCGCACCACCGUUGACCACAUCCACUGCUGCCGCCGCUACCACCGCCACCGCCGCCUCUUAAACACCUUGAAGCUUCUUGACAAUCUUGAGAGAUCCGGUGGUGCCGCCAUGGCCACCGCAACGCAGCCGCAGCCAAUGUGGGCGUGCUGGUAAGGCAGGAGGAAUCAGGACAACCCAAGAGCGACACAAGAACCUGCCGAACAUUACGACCGAGCUUUUUCCUCGUACAACUGGCGUAUUGCACGGCAUGGUGGUCAUAUGGUACGGCCGGUUGGGGCGCUUGCACAAAUGGCAAAUGGUCACCGUAUGACGCUGUGAGUCGAGUGUGCUUGUUGAAAACAUUGGCUAUUUGGCUUGAGGAGAGACAUGUCGGCUGAGCCAUCGGAUAAAAGUGAGCACUGUCGGUGAGGUUUGUGUUUGUGGGAAAUUGGAAAGCGUACGGCAUUUUUUUCAUUUUUCGUAUUACCAUACGACUCAUCGCCACUGCAUUUUGCCGCCGUACAAUACAUGUAACACGUUGCUUACUG
This is a messenger RNA of Astrephomene gubernaculifera, 1248 nucleotides long. Lineage: Eukaryota; Viridiplantae; Chlorophyta; Chlorophyceae; Chlamydomonadales; Astrephomenaceae. The record is from the annotation of a GenBank genome assembly.